This is a messenger RNA of Diaporthe citri, 8505 nucleotides long. RefSeq lists its product as uncharacterized. Gene Ontology annotation, cellular component: nucleus. The record is from RefSeq and is a predicted model, not a curated record. Gene Ontology annotation, molecular function: ATP binding; ATP hydrolysis activity; nucleic acid binding. Lineage: Eukaryota; Fungi; Ascomycota; Sordariomycetes; Diaporthales; Diaporthaceae. The transcript has 7 exons. Bases 1 to 8505 code for a protein of 2834 amino acids.
AUGUCGGGCGACAACUACCAACGCGAUGUGUCGCAGUACAAGUACUCGGCGAUGUCCAACCUGGUCCUCCAGGCGGACCGUCGUUUCGUUACGCGACGGACAGACGAGGCCACUGGGGACCCAGAGUCUUUGGCAGGACGACUCUCAAUACAGGAGAUGGGCGGGCGCGUUGCUCGGGACACGGCGCCAAAACAGAAGAGAUCCCACAUUCCCGCUGUGGAAAGGGGCUCAGUACGGGAAGGCGAGGACAUCCUGCGGCAACAAAAGAAGAAGGGCGCAGACCUGUCGAGAGGAGGUGGCAUUCUGUCUGGUGCAGAAGCCCUGGUCGAAGGUCUUAGGUACCGACCGCGGACCCAGGCGACACGAGCGACAUUCGACUUCAUUUUGACCAUCGUAGCCAAGAAUCUGGGCGACGUGCCUCAAGAGGUUGUACGCAGUGCUGCCGAUGCCACACUGGAGUAUCUCAAGGACGAGGAUCUCAAGGACUUCGACAAGAAGAAGGAAAUCGAUGAUCUCCUCGGCGCCUCUUUAAGUCCUAAGGAGUUCAACGAGCUGGUCAACCUCGGCAAGAAGAUCACGGACUACGAUGCGGAGGAUGAUGACGAAGAGAUGGACGGUGCUGACGAUGACCAAGAGAUCGAUGAACGCCAGGGUGUCGCCGUCGCCUUCGAAGAGGAGGACGAAGACGGAGAGGGCAUCGUCAACGAAGUCCGCGAAGAAUCAUCAGAAGACGAAGACGAAGACGAGGACGAGGAAGAUCGCCCAGGUCUCGAAGAGGAAGCCGGGGCGGGAGGUGCCGCGGAAGACAGGGACGGCGAUGAGGCCGGCCUGGCUGACGGCGACGCGAUGGUCAUCGACUCAGCUCCAGCAGGCAAAGUCCAGAAGAAGACACAAGAGACGAAUUACAUACCGGCUUUCCAGAUAGAUGCAUUCUGGUUGCAACGACAAAUAGGCCGGCUGUACCCAGACGCUCACAUACAGCACGACAAGACGAUACAGGCUUUGCACAUCCUGUCUGGCGAGCCGGAUGAGGAAGGCGGUGACGAGAAGCAGCUCAGAGAAAUCGAAAACGACCUCAUGGAACUGUUCGACUACGAGCACCACGAAAUUGUCCAAGAACUCAUUUCGAACAGGGAAAAGGUCGUAUGGCUCACCAGGAUCGCUCGAGCAGAGAACACCCAGGCUCGUGAGACUCUCGAACGCGAAAUGGUCUCUGAAGGCUUGCAGUGGAUUCUCGACGAGCUUCACGGAAAGACAGGCGAGGAGAAGAAGGGCAAGUUGGAGAUCAAGAUGGAUCUCGACCAGCCCGAACACAAGCAGGAGUCGAAGCCAGAGCGCCCGGAGGGCCAGCUCAUAGGCGGCCUCCAACCCAAGAAACUCAUCAACUUGGAAAACCUCGUCUUUGACCAGGGGAAUCACUUGAUGACGAAUCCCAAGGUGCGACUCCCCGAGGGUUCCACAAAACGGGCUGGAAAGGGCUAUGAAGAAAUACACGUUCCGCCACCCAAAAAGCGUAGUGACCCAAGCGACAGUCUGGUGCCCAUCUCCGAGAUACCUGAAUGGGCGCGCGAACCUUUCAAGUCUGUCAAAUCUCUCAACAAGAUUCAGUCUAAAUGCUACCCGUCGGCCUUUGAAGACGACGGGAACAUGCUAGUUUGUGCGCCUACAGGAUCCGGAAAAACCAACGUUGCAUUCUUAGCAAUGUUGCGAGAGAUUGGCAAGCAUCGGGAUCCCGAGACAGGAGAGAUUGAUUUGGACUCGUUCAAGAUUGUCAGCAUCGCGCCUCUGAAGGCUCUGGUCCAAGAGCAAGUAGGCAACUUCGGCAGUCGAUUGGCUCCUUAUGGAAUCAAGGUUUCCGAGCUGACUGGUGAUCGUCAACUCACCAAGCAACAAAUUGCCGAGACUCAAAUCAUUGUCACCACGCCCGAGAAGUGGGAUGUCAUCACUCGCAAAGCGACCGACACCUCUUAUACCAACCUCGUGCGCUUGAUCUGCAUCGACGAGAUCCAUCUUCUUCACGAUGACCGUGGGCCCGUCCUCGAAAGCAUCGUCUCCCGCACAAUCCGAAAGACUGAACAGACUGGAGAACCGGUCAGGAUCCUCGGUUUAUCAGCGACACUUCCAAACUAUAAGGACGUCGCCAGUUUCCUUCGGGUCGACCCGCAAAAAGGCAUGUUCCAUUUCGAUGGAUCAUAUAGGCCCUGCCCCCUACGCCAAGAAUUCAUUGGCGUGACCGAAAGGAAGGCCAUCAAACAGCUGAAGGUCAUGAACGACGUUACUUACAACAAAGUGCUGGAGCAUGUGGGCAAGAACCGCAACCAGAUGCUCAUCUUCGUGCACUCUCGCAAAGAGACCGCAAAGACUGCCCGCUAUAUCCGUGACAAAGCGCUCGAGAUGGAUACCAUCAAUCAGAUCCUCAAAAGCGACGUUGGAAGCCGAGAGAUUCUGCAAGCCACGGCAGACGAAGCGACGGACAAGGACCUCAAGGACAUCUUGCCCUACGGCUUUGGCAUCCACCACGCUGGCAUGAGCCGAGCUGAUAGGACCGACGUAGAGGAUCUCUUCGAGGGAGGACACAUUCAAGUGCUGGUCUGCACAGCCACGCUCGCUUGGGGUGUCAAUCUACCUGCACAUACGGUCAUCAUCAAGGGAACGCAAGUUUACUCUCCAGAGAAAGGUAGCUGGGUCGAGCUCAGCCCGCAAGAUGUCCUUCAGAUGCUGGGUCGUGCUGGGCGGCCUCAGUACGAUACGUUUGGUGAGGGCAUCAUUAUCACCACUCAGAGUGAGAUGCAGUAUUAUCUUUCACUUAUGAAUCAACAGUUGCCCAUCGAAAGCCAGCUGGUUAGUCGUUUGGUCGACAACCUGAACGCGGAGAUUGUGCUUGGCAACGUGCGCUCUCGAGAUGAGGGUGUGGACUGGCUUGGCUACACAUAUCUCUUCGUGAGGAUGCUGAGAUCGCCGGGUCUUUACAGUGUUGGCGUCGAAUACGAAGAUGACGAGGGUCUGGAACAGAAGCGGGUUGAUCUCAUUCAUUCUGCAGCCCACGUUCUCCGUAAGGCGAACCUCGUCAAAUAUGAUGAGAAGGCCGGACGCAUGCAGGCGACUGAACUGGGGCGCAUUGCUUCGCACUAUUACAUCACAUACGGUUCCAUGGAGACCUACAACACGCACAUCCAGCCAUCUAUCACCAAUAUUGAGCUUUUCCGGGUGUUUUCCCUCAGCGCGGAGUUCAAAUACAUCCCGGUCCGCCAAGAAGAGAAGCUCGAGCUUGCCAAGCUGCUGGGACGAGUUCCAAUACCUGUCAAGGAGAGCAUUGAAGAGCCACAUUGCAAGAUCAAUGUCCUUCUGCAGGCGUAUAUUUCUCGCCUCAAACUUGAUGGCUUGGCUCUGAUGGCCGACAUGGUCUACGUCACGCAAUCCGCAGGGCGUAUCCUCAGAGCUAUCUUCGAGAUUGCGCUGAAGAAGGGCUGGUCCUCUGUGGCGAAGACGGCGUUGAAUCUGUGCAAGAUGGCAGAGAAGCGGAUGUGGCCCACGAUGACGCCGUUGCGCCAAUUCCCGAAUUGCCCGAGGGACAUUGUGCAGAAAGCAGAGCGUACCGAGGUUCCUUGGAGCAGCUUCUUCGACCUGGAUCCACCACGCAUGGGCGAGCUCUUGGGGAUGCCCAAAGCUGGUAGGACAGUUGUUGGGCUUGUAAACAAGUUCCCAAGGGUCGAAGUGCAGGCUCAGAUCCAACCACUUACAAGAUCCAUGCUUCGCGUUGAGCUCACGAUCUCGCCCAAUUUCGAAUGGGAUGAGGAAGUGCAUGGUCUUGCUGAAAGCUUCUGGAUUCUCGUCGAAGACUGCGAUGGCGAAGAGAUCCUUUUCCACGACACAUUCCUUCUGCGCAAGGACUAUGCCGAAUCGGAGACAAACGAGCACAUCGUUGAGUUUACAGUUCCGAUUACCGAGCCCAUGCCGCCCAACUACUUCAUCUCCGUGGUCUCUGACAGAUGGAUGCAUUCCGAGACACGUGUUGCAGUCUCAUUCCAGAAACUCAUACUGCCCGAGAAGUUCCCACCUCAUACCGAACUUCUGGAUCUGCAGCCUCUGCCACCAUUUGCUCUUAAGGUGAAGGAAUACGCGGCUCUAUAUCCUCAGUGGCAAUACUUCAACAAAGUCCAGACCCAGACCUUCAACACUCUGUACGCCACAGACAACAACGUUUUUAUAGGUGCACCAACAGGGAGUGGCAAGACUGUGUGUGCAGAGUUUGCCCUUCUCCAUCUCUGGUCCAAGUCUGAUGCGGGUCGCGCUGUUUACAUCGCUCCCUUCCAGGAGCUAGUAGACAUUCGGCUUCAGGAUUGGCAGAAGCGUCUGUCUGCGCUCAAGGGUGGCAAGGACAUCAUGAAGUUGACUGGCGAAACGGUAGCUGAUAUCAAGAUCUUGGAGGCCGCAGACCUGGUUCUUGCGACCCCAACUCAGUGGGACGUUCUCUCCAGGCAAUGGAAGAGGAGGAAGAAUGUGCAGACUGUCGAGCUCUUCAUUGCAGACGAGUUGCAGCUCCUUGGUGGCUCCAUGGGCUACAUAUACGAAACUAUCGUCUCCAGGAUGCACUACAUCCGGACUCAGACCGAGUUGCCAAUGAGGAUUGUCGGUCUUGGUGUAUCACUUGCUAAUGCAAGAGACAUCGGAGAGUGGAUUGGAGCCAAGCAGCACGACAUUUACAAUUUCAGCCCACACGUGCGCCCCGUGCCCUUGGAGCUUCAUAUCCAGAGUUACACAAUCCCCCAUUUCCCUUCACUCAUGCUGGCGAUGGCACGGCCGACUUACCUUGCCAUCACUCAGAUGUCCCCGGACAAGCCUGCGCUAGUUUUUGUUCCGAACAGGAAGCAAACACGCGCGACCACUCGAGACAUCCUCACCGCUUGCUUGGCUGAAGACGACGAGGACAGAUUUCUUCAUGUCGAGGUGGAGCAGAUCAAGCCCCUCUUGGAGCGUGUUAGUGAAGAAGCACUGGCCGAGGCACUGUCUCAUGGUGUCGGUUACUACCACGAGGCUCUCAGCACCGAUGAUAAGCGAAUCGUCAAAUACCUCUACGACAACGGCGCUAUACAAGUCUUGGUGGCAUCCCGUGAUGUCUGCUGGGAGCUUGAUUGCACCGCACAUCUUGUCGUCGUGAUGGGAACGCAGUACUUCGAAGGUCGUGAGCACCGCUACGUGGACUAUCCUAUGACAGACGUGUUGCAAAUGUUCGGCAAAGCUCUGAAAUCGUCAAAGGAUGGCCGCGGCCGCGGGGUUCUGAUGCUGCCUGGCGUCAAGAGGGAGUACUACAAGAAGUUCCUCAACGAGGCUCUACCAGUUGAGUCACAUCUGCACUCAUACCUGCACGAUGCUUUCGUUACGGAGAUUAGCACUCGCAUGGUAGAAUCUGGGGACGACGCCAUAGCCUGGAUGACAUUCACAUACUUCUACCGGCGUCUCUUGGCCAACCCCAGCUUCUACAGCUUGACCAACACCACAGAAGAUGGGCUCAGUCAAUAUUUGUCUGACCUUGUCGAAACGACGCUGAGGGAACUUGACGAGUCAAAGAUCAUCGAGUUUGAUGAGGAAGACGGCUCGGUAACGCCCCAGAAUGCUGCCAUGAUCGGUGCUUAUUACAACAUCUCCUACAUCACUAUGCAGACGUUCCUUCUGUCUCUCAGUGCCCGCACGAAGCUCAAGGGGAUCCUCGAAAUCGUCACCUCAGCCACCGAGUUCGAGGCAAUACAAAUCAGGAGACACGAGGAUGGUCUGCUUCGUCGUAUCUACGAUCGUGUGCCUGUCAAGAUGGCACAGCCAGACUACGACUCGCCUCACUUCAGGGCGUUCGUUUUGCUGCAGGCCCACUUCUCCAGGAUGCAGCUUCCGAUUGACCUGGUGAAGGACCAGGAAACAAUUGUCUCCAAGGUUGUCAGCCUUCUGAGCGCGACCGUAGACAUCCUCUCGUCAGAUGGGCACCUCAACGCCAUGAACGCCAUGGAAAUGUCCCAGAUGGUGGUCCAGGCGAUGUGGGACCGCGACAGCCCACUGAAGCAGAUACCCCACUUCACGCCGGAAGUCGUCAAGGCGGCAAACAGCUUCGGGGUCAAGGAUGUCUUUGACUUCAUGGAAGCCAUGAACCCCGAGGAAAACUCCCAGUACGGCGAGCUAGUCAAGGCCAUGGGUCUCUCGCAGAAGCAACUGGAAGACGCGGCUAAGUUCACCAACCAGAAGUACCCCGACGUCUCGCUAGAGUUUGAGGUCGAGGACCCCGAGAACCUCCGUGCUGGUGAGGCCUCUUAUCUCAACAUCCAAAUCGAGCGUGAGGUUGAGGAAGGCGAUGAAAUCGACACCGUGGUCCACGCGCCAUUCUAUCCAGGAAAGAAACUGGAGAACUGGUGGCUUGUGGUGGGCGAUGAGAGCACAAAGACGCUCCUAGCAAUCAAGCGCGUGACUGUUGGCCUCAAGUUGAAUGUCAAGCUGGAGUUCACGGUGCCGACUCCCGGCAAGCAUGAACUCAAGCUCUUCUUGAUGAGCGAUAGCUACAUUGGAGUCGAUCAGGAGCCCAGUUUCGAAGUGACGGUGGCGGAAGGCAUGGAAGUUGACGAGGAUGACGAGGACGAGGACGAGGACGAGGACGAGACUAUGCUGGACAACAGUAGGCAAGCGCUGCAGCACCAGGUGGCCAAGGAGGAGGGUGAUGACGAGGCCGACCUCGAAGGAGGCGUGGGCAGUCUUGGAGGAAGAGGGGUAACCGACGCGCCUGAUUCUGCAGCUGCUGAGGCGAAAGCCGAGGGUCCCAAUCCUACCGGGGAGAAGGCUGAGAAGGAAGCUGCCGAGCCAGCUAAGGAGGACGAGACACCCAAACAAGCUGAAGAGCCAAGCAAAAUCCCAGCCGAGAAACCCACUGAAGACGGCGACGUCGAGAUGAAGGACGCACCAGACGCGACGACCUCCCCUCCCGCCGAGGGAGCUUCUACUGAGGACAAGACAGAGCAGGCUGAUGCUGGAGGACCGAACGCCGGCGGAGAUGACGCCAAAGCUGCCGCACCCAAUGCCUCCAAGACCAAGACUCCCGUGCGCAGGAAGUCGACUGCCGGUGCUGACAGCGCUAAGGGAAAGAAGCUGAACAAGAAGGGUUCCCGGGCCGCCAUAACACACAUCGAUGCGCAGCCAGGCCAGCACUUUUUCAUCAAGCUCAAGGGCUACCCACAAUGGCCAUGCAUCAUCUGCGACGAGGAUAUGCUGCCCCAUGCACUUAUCAAGACGCGACCUGUGAGCGCCGCGAGAUCUGAUGGGACCUACCGUGAGGACUUCGCGGACGGUGGGAAGCGCGCCGCCGACCGAACAUUUCCCAUCAUGUACCUCGCGACCAAUGAAUUUGGCUGGGUCUCAAACAAGGACUUGGUCGACCUCGACCCCGAGAAGGUAGCUGACCUGAUCACUGCGAAGAUGCGCAAAGAUCUCCAAUUAGCCCACCAAAUUGCCGCUGAAGGGCACGACCUGGAUUAUUACAAGGACCUCCUGCAACAAUUCCAGGAGGAGCUCAUUGAGAAGCAAAAGGCCGCUGAGGCCAAAGCAGCUGCCGCCGCCACGCCAAAGAAGUCCAAGAAGCAGGCCAAGUCAUCAGCCGACGUCGAGGAUGUCGAGAUGGAAGACGUUGACGACGAACCGUCCACGGCCAAGGCCAAGAAGUCGGAGAAGAAGCGCAAGAAUACCGAGGACUCCGAGACACCCCAGCGCUCCGAGUCGGUUAAGAAGCCGAAGAUCAAGCUCACUAAUAAUGCGACGCCCAAGACUGCCAACGGCGCCACUCCCAAGUCCGCCAAGGCCGGUGGUGAGGCGAAGGCUAAGAAGGCAAAGAAGCCUGCAAAGGAGGCCGACGAAGAAGACAAGGCGCAGUCUCCGAAAGAGCCCGAGAUGAGCGCCGAGGACCGCUUUGAGCGCAAGAAGAAGGAGGUUCUUUUCCUUCGCCACAAGCUCCAGAAGGGUCUCCUGACGAGAGACCAGCUGCCCAAGGAAGAUGAGGUUAAAGUGCUCUCAGACUACUUGGUGAAGCUUGAGCAAUUUCCUGAUCUCGAAACCGAGAUUAUCCGGGCGACCAAGAUCAACAAGGUGCUGAAGGCUAUGCUGAAGUUGGACUCGAUUCCCAAGGAAGAAGAGUUCAACUUCAAGCCCCGAUCGCAGGCUUUGCUUGAGAAGUGGAACAAGCUUUUGCAAGCAGAGGACGGCGCUGCUUCUGCAGCACCCGAGGAAGCUAACGGUGUCAACGGUCACUCUGAAGGUCCGGUCAAGGAGGAGGCCAAGACGGGCGUCAAUGGCGUCAAGAAGGCCGACACCGAGGAGUCCGAGGCCAAGGCUGAGGUUCCGGAGGAGAGCAAAGCCGAGAUCAAGGAGCAGGAGAAGAAGGAUGCGCAGGAUGAUACAAAGGAAGAGGCUGCCGCCGAGGGAAAGCCAGCUGCUGAAGAGAAUGUCAAGGCUGCUGAGGCUGUUGAGACUACGGCUUGA